Didymodactylos carnosus is the source of this 630-nucleotide messenger RNA. NCBI's taxonomy places the organism in Eukaryota, Metazoa, Rotifera, Eurotatoria, Philodinida, Philodinidae. The record is from the annotation of a GenBank genome assembly.
AUGAGACAAUUAGUGAAGAGUGAUGGUAUGGUGGCGCAGUUAUCAAUGAAUCCUGGAGAAAAUCCGAUGAUUAUUCUAUCAUACAAUUAUCAGAUUCAAGAUCUCAGAAGAUGUUGCACAAAAUCUUAUGCAUAUGCACCACUAUCUGUAUUAUCUGCUGAUGCUGAUGAAUUUGAGAAUAGAUUGAUCGAUCUAGAAGAUGUUUGGAAUAUAAUAAAGAACAAUAAUUUAGAUAAUUAUCGAAGUAGCGCAGACUUUCAUGAUUGGUUCAUAACAUAUGGAGCAGAGAGUUUUCAAGAACAUUUGAUGGCUGGGGUACGAAAUGCUGCAGGGUAUGUCAAUCAAGAUCGUUCAUCACGUCUUUUUUAUAACAACGACAAUAAAGCCAUCAGAUUUAUACAUAAUAAUCGUGUGUGGGCCAGUACAUUAAAUGAGGAACGUCAACAAAUAAUAAAAAAUUAUUAUUCUUAUCAGCCACCAAUACGACGACAAGUAUCAGAUUUUAAUAUCCCUACAACAUCCGGUCGGAAACCGGAAAAGUCCAGCGUUCGAGGUUCCACAACAACACCAAAAUCCGGCAGAACUUCGUCAAUUACUCCAAAAACAAAACGCGGUCAAAAAAAGCAAUAA